Molecule: messenger RNA, 1002 nt
Organism: Rotaria socialis
Lineage: Eukaryota; Metazoa; Rotifera; Eurotatoria; Philodinida; Philodinidae
Source: the annotation of a GenBank genome assembly
AUGGAUCCUCCAUCAUAUGAAACAAUUUUUUAUCAACCAAACUCAAUACCUCCAUCGUAUGUAUCAUACGGUCAACAAUUGAUUUGCACUAAUGGUCAUAUAGGAUCAGAUUCACAAGACCAAAUUCGCAAUAUGCCGUUUACACAAAGAAACGAUCUACUUGUGCCUGUUGAACACUCAUUAACAACGGCUUCAACCUCAACAAAUAUCACUACAAAACUUCAAGCAUUUUAUAUUUUCUCUAGUAUUACUUAUUUACUAUGGGGUGGAAUGGCUAUCGGUCUCGAAAUUUCAAUUCUUGUUUAUUCUAGUUCAGUAUACUAUCGAGGUGUAUUUACAGGUGGAAUUAUGAUGGGUGCGGCAUUGCAUAUGUUAUUUGCUGCAUGUCGAGUUUCUUAUUCCAUUAAUUAUAUGAUACGAUUAUUGAUUUUUGUCUUAAUAUCUUGCAUAGUUGGAGUUUCCUUAUCUAUUGUUGACUUGAGUGUUUCGAAGAAAUGUAUCAAUCCUAUCAGCAAUGCUAUGUGUGAUGAACAUAUUGGACCAAGUGUGUUUCUCACUGGUGAUUGCCCAUCAUCAUUUAAUAUUCAGACAAAUGCAACAGAUAUAUCUUUUCAAACAUCGUCAACUCUUCUUAUUAUUCUAUCGAAAUCUUCAUUUAAAUUAACUAUAAUUGAUCAAACAACAAGAAAUGUUUUGCUUCAAAGUAGUAGAAAUAUUUUUGCUGGUGUUUGGGGCGGUGCUUAUGAAAAUCUAUAUUCUGGUUACAUGUUUCGUGUUGGCUAUGCGAAAGAUUAUCGAGCCAUAGGAGUAUUAAAAUCUUAUGCAUGUUCAUCAUCUUCGAAAUCAAUCAUAUUUUCUUUUGAUGAAUUCUAUCCAGCAUUUAUGCAACAGGAAAAAAAUGAUCGUAAUAUUCAUUUACAAAUUGAAUAUACUGGUCGCAAGAAACAUUUUAAUACACAAUCUUCACAUUAUUUUUUUUCCAUUUUUAACAUUAUCAUUUAA